Molecule: messenger RNA, 3289 nt
Organism: Morus notabilis
Lineage: Eukaryota; Viridiplantae; Streptophyta; Magnoliopsida; Rosales; Moraceae
Product: pentatricopeptide repeat-containing protein At3g09040, mitochondrial
Exons: 2
Coding region: 123-3104 (993 amino acids)
Biological process (GO): RNA modification
Molecular function (GO): RNA binding; protein binding
Source: RefSeq, a predicted model, not a curated record
GAACAGCCACCAGCUCACAUUCGUUCUAGUAGGGAUUAUAACGCAGGCAUGAUUCCCAAGGGCUACUGUUUUUAUUUUUGCUAGUUUAUGAUGGCUAAUGGAACUCUCGCCCGUGUGCUUAGAUGUCACCAAGUAUUUAUCAUCAUCUCUCGCAAGUCUGCUUGCAACAAUGCAAAAAAUUAGGCUCCCGCCAAUUGUUAAAUGAAUUAUCUGACUCAUUACGACUGUCUCAAACUUUGAGAACCGGCAAGGUCAUCCACGCUCAUAGCUUGAAGCUCGGAGUGGCCUCCAAAGGAUUGUUGGGAAACGUCAUUGUCGAUCUCUAUGCGAAGGGUGGCAAUGUGAGCUUUGCAGAGAAAGCAUUUACUCAGCUUGAGAAGAAAGAUGUCUUUGCUUGGAACUCCAUUCUCUCUAUGUACUCGAGGUGGGGAUUGUUGGAGAAGGUUUUGGAGUCAUUUGUUUCGUUGUGGAGUUACGGGGUAUGUUCUCCAAAUGGGUUCACGUUUGCUAUGGUUUUAUCCAAUUGUGCGAGAUUGGUGGAUGUUGAGUUUGGUAGUCAAGUUCAUUGUGGUGCUGUUAAGUUGGGGUUCGAGUUGGAUCCAUAUUGUGAAGGUGCACUUGUUGAUAUGUAUGCCAAGUGUAGUUGCAUGAGUGAUGCUAGAAAGGUUUUUGGUGGGGCUGGGAAGAUAGAUGUCGUUGCUUGGACUGCUAUGAUUACUGGUUAUGUUCAAGAUGGUUUGCCUGAGGAAGGGAUCGGAUUAUUUGAGGAGAUGAAGAAUGUUGGCCUUGUUCCAGAUCGAGCUGCUUAUGUGACUGUCAUUAAUGCUUGUGUUGGUAUAGGAAAGCUAAAUUACGCGUGUGAAUUGUUCGCCGAGAUGCCAAGUCCGAAUGUUGUAGCUUGGAAUGUGAUGAUUUCUGGGCAUGCCAAGGCAGGUUAUGAGGAAGUAGCUAUAAUCUUUUUUGUGAAAAUGAUGAAAACUGGUGUAAAACCCACAAGAUCUACACUUGGAAGUAUCUUAAGUGCAGUUGCUUGUUUAGGAAUUUUAGACAAUGGUUUGCUGAUUCAUGCUCAUGCGGUUAAGCAGGGUUUGGAUUCAAAUUUUUAUGUGGGGAGUUCUUUGAUUAAUAUGUAUGCCAAGUGCGGGAAAAUGGAUGAUUCGAAGAAAGUAUUCGAUGCUGUAGAUGUUAAGAACAUUGUCUUGUGGAAUUCAAUGCUCGGAGGCUAUGCACAGAACGGGUUUGCGUUUGAGGUCAUAGAAUUGUUCUCCAAUAUGAAAGGAUGUGGUGUUCAGCCAGACGAGUUUACCUACACUAGCAUUUUGAGCGCGUGCGCUUGCUUGGAGUAUCUGGAAUUGGGUCGCCAGUUGCACUCUGUUAUUAUCAAGAACAAAUUUACAUCGAAUUUGUUUGUUGGGAAUGCAUUGACGGAUAUGUACACUAAGUCAGGGUCUAUGACGGAUGCAAGGAAGCAAUUUGAACGCAUAAGGAAUAGAGAUAAGGUCUCUUGGAAUGCAAUCAUCGUUGGAUAUGUUCAGGAGGGGGACGAGGUUGAAGCUUUCAACUUGUUCCAAAAAAUGACUUUACACGGGUUGAUGCCUGAUGAAGUGUCCUUAGCAAGUAUACUAAGUGCUUGUGCAAAUGUGCAAGCACUUAAGCAGGGGCAACAAGUCCAUUGUCUCUCUGUUAAAUCUGGUUUGGAAACAAGUCUCUAUGCAGGAAGCUCCCUUAUUGACAUAUAUGCCAAGUGCGGGGCCAUUGAAGCCGCUCAUAAAGUCUUCUCUUUGAUGCCUCAGCGGAGUGUAGUCUCCAUGAAUGUGCUUAUUGCUGGUUACUGCCAAGUCAUUUUAAAGAAAGCUAUAAAUCUGUUGCGAGAUAUGCAGGUUGCGGGAUUGAGCCCUACUGAUAUAACAUAUGCAAGCCUUUUAGAUGUUUGCAAUGGAUCUGCAACAAGGCUAAUUCUAGGGAGGCAAAUCCACUGUCUAAUACUAAAGAGAGCCAUUCUAUCUGGUGAUUAUGACUUCUUGAGAGUUUCUCUUUUGGGCAUGUACAUGAACUCCCGAUGCAAAGAGGAUGCCGAAAUGCUUUUCUCCGAGUUCCCAAAGCGAAAAAGCACUAUACUUUGGACUGCUAUGAUUUCAGGGCUCACUCAAAAUGAUUUCAGUGAGGAGGCUCUGGAGCUAUAUCAAGAAUUGCGUAGAGAGAAUGCUGUACCUGAUCAGGCUACUUUUGCUAGCAUCCUUCGAGCAUGUGCUGUCACGUCCUCUUUGCUAGAUGGUAGAGAGAUCCAUUCCCUCAUUAUCCAUACCGGUUUCGAUCUAGACGAGUUGAUUUGCAGUGCCCUUGUGGACAUGUAUGCUAAAUGUGGUGAUGUCUUGAGUUCUGCCCAAAUAUUUCGAGAAAUGAAGACUAAAAAAGAUGUCAUUUCUUGGAACUCCAUGAUAGUGGGUCUUGCUAAAAAUGGGUACGCUGAAGAUGCACUACAGAUCUUUGACGAGAUGAGGCAAACACAUAUCAUGCCCGAUGAUGUAACAUUCCUCGGCGUUCUCACUGCGUGUAGUCAUGCAGGAAAGGUUGCCGAAGGCAGACAUAUCUUUAACACUAUGAUCAAUGAUUAUGGUGUUCGGCCUCGGGUUGAUCACAUUGGCUGCGUGGUCGAUCUUCUUGGCAGAUGUGGUUUCCUUAAAGAGGCAGAGGAACUUAUCUACAAGCUAAGUUUCGAUUCGGAUGCUAUGAUUUGGACCACAUUACUCGGUGCUUGCAGAUUACAUGGAGAUGACUCGAGAGGGCGGCGGGCAGCUGAGAAACUCAUUAAUUUGGAUCCCCAAAACUCUUCACCUUAUGUGCUGCUUUCCAACAUAUACGCUGCAUCAGGAAACUGGAAUGAGGUCAACUCUUUGAGAAUGGCAAUGAAGGAAAAAGGGCUUGCAAAGUUGCCUGGAUGUAGUUGGAUUGUGGUUGGACAAAAGACACAUAUUUAUGUUGCAGGGGAUAAGUCUCAUCCCAAUGCUGGUGAAAUUCAUGGAGUUUUGCAAUAUUUGACAGGGCUAAUGAAAGAAGAUGCAUAUGUUUUGGACAUAGUUUUUUUGUUAUUUGAUGACCAUUGAAGAGUAGUUAAGACUAUGUGCUUUAAAUAUAUAUGUAGAAUUAGAAGGGCGACUUUUUUUCCUUGUGAGAAUUUUGGGAUUGUGGCAAAUAUAGGUGAGAAGGCUUGAUUUUCAUCAAUGGGGGUGGUGAAUUUGGCAGCUAGAUAGUUAUAAUUUUUUAUUUUAUAGAAUAUUUUCUUGAAAGA